GAGAGCUUUCCUGGGAGUCCAAGGUUCUAUAUUAACCACACAGGAUUGCAGGUAUGCAAAUAGGAUACAGAGCUGGACAUUGUGCACCUUGCCUUGCUUGGGAAAGCAUCGGUUUUAGAUCGUCAGUAAAGAGCCCUGUUGUUUAUUUAUUGCUUUUUCAUUUUUUGUAUACAAUGCCGAAGGCUUCUGUUGCGUUGCUCUGCCUUCUCUUUGCUGUUGGAGCAGCUGUGGCACAACAUGGCAAGACUAGCCCCCAGAGGGUGCUGCAGCCCUGGCUGACAGGGAUCAUUGCGGUAGUCGUCUUCCUCUUCCUUGUCUUCAUCGCCUUCCUCGUCAACAAAGUUUGGUGUGAGGAACGCAGUGAGGAGGCUGAUCCACAGCAUGUGAAAGUACACGAAUAUGUGAUGACCAACGGCUCCAACUCUGAACACGUCUUGGAUGCAGUCAGGUCCAACGAGCAUGAGGGUGCCUAUGAAAAUGUAGGAAUGAGCCAGGAGUGCAAAGUAACCACAACAGCCAUGUAGGAACUUCUCAGCUCUUAAGUGCCUUUUAAAAUACUCAUUCUUUAGAGCGCGGUGGAGACAGCAUGAGGUACAGCGCUUGUGUCCUCUGCAGUGCAAUGAAAAGAUUGUGUGUAUUCUUUUUGGAUAUCUGUAUGGUUUGAUAGCCUUUAUACUCUAACAUCCUGACCAUACAUGUUCUAUUGGAACAUAUGACAUGUAUAAUAGAUGCUCUACACUGAGAAUAUAACGUGAUCUGCUGUUUAUCAUCUGUUCUCUCCUCUUUCCCUCAAUGCCUUAUCAAAAUUACUGUCAUAAAGUAUUCAAAAUGAUCUGGGCUAUUGCCUUCAUCAGUGUUAAUUUUAUAUAAAGGUAAUAAGAAAGGAAUCGAUUUGAUCAACCUAUACUCAGGAUAAGCCACAGCUGAAUUGUAUUUGAGCAUUUUACAGCACAGGUGGAUCAACUUGGAUUGCAUCACCCAUCUAACCCUGGUUAUGCUAGGAAUAACCUUUAAAAACAGGCUGUUAUUAGGAUUCACUAGUACAAUUGAAAUGCCCAGGGUUGGGUUAAUCCAGCAGGGUUUAAGUUUAAAUCAACCCCUAAGUGAAAUAUUCAAAUCCAUGAAGCACUGCAGUUAAAAAUGAACCAUGAUGUUUAAUAAAUAAUGAAUGGCUGUCUUUCACAGUACUUUGACCCUUGUGGUU
Molecule: messenger RNA, 1204 nt
Organism: Polyodon spathula (Mississippi paddlefish)
Lineage: Eukaryota; Metazoa; Chordata; Actinopteri; Acipenseriformes; Polyodontidae
Gene: pdzk1ip1
Product: PDZK1 interacting protein 1
Exons: 4
Coding region: 54-524 (156 amino acids)
Source: RefSeq, a predicted model, not a curated record